AUGGAAGAAACAAAUACACAGAUUGCUUGGCCAUCAAAGCUGAAGAUUGGAGCAAAAUCAAAAAAAGAUCCCCAUAUUAAAGUUUCUGGAAAAAAAGAAAACGUUAAAGAAGCAAAAGAGAAAAUCAUGUCUGUUUUGGACACAAAAAGCAAUCGGGUAACCUUAAAGAUGGAUGUUUCACAUACAGAACAUUCUCAUGUGAUAGGUAAAGGUGGCAAUAAUAUUAAAAAAGUGAUGGAAGAAACGGGAUGCCAUAUCCAUUUUCCAGACUCAAAUAGAAACAAUCAAGCAGAGAAAAGCAACCAAGUGUCUAUUGCAGGACAGCCAGCUGGAGUGGAGUCCGCAAGAGUCAGAAUUCGGGAGCUGCUUCCAUUGGUACUCAUGUUUGAAUUGCCUAUUGCUGGAAUUCUCCAACCCAUCCCAGAUCCGAAUUCUCCAACCAUUCAGCAUGUAUGUCAGACGUAUAACGUUUCAGUUUCCUUCAAACAGCGCUCUCGAAUGUAUGGUGCUACAGUCAUUGUCAGAGGGUCACAAAACAACACUAGUGCUGUGAAGGAGGGAACAGCCAUGCUGUUGGAACACCUGGCUGGGAGCCUGGCCUCUGCAAUCCCUGUGAGCACACAGCUCGACAUUGCAGCGCAGCAUCAUCUCUUUAUGAUGGGUCGAAAUGGAAACAACAUCAAACAUAUCAUGCAACGGACUGGUGCUCAGAUCCACUUCCCUGACCCUAGUAACCCACAGAAGAAAUCCACUGUCUACCUCCAGGGCACAAUUGAGUCUGUCUGUCUUGCCAGGCAAUAUCUCAUGGGUUGCCUUCCCCUUGUGCUCAUGUUUGAUAUGAAGGAAGAAAUUGAAGUAGAACCACAGUUUAUAACACAGCUAAUGGAGCAGUUAGAUGUCUUCAUAAGCAUUAAGCCUAAGCCAAAACAACCAAGCAAGUCUGUGAUUGUAAAAAGUGUUGAACGAAAUGCCUUAAAUAUGUAUGAGGCACGGAAAUGUCUCUUGGGACUUGAAAGUAGCGGAGUCACCGUAGUAUCAAAUCCCUCUACUGUCUCAUGCCCUGUUGGUCUGUCUUGUCCUGGUUUGGAUAUUUUGUCCUCAGCAGGACUAGGACUCACUGGGCUUGGCCUUUUAGGUCCAACAGCCCUGUCAGUCAACACCUCAACUGCUCCAAACUCUCUGUUGAAUGCCCUUAAUAGCUCUGUGAGCCCUUUGCAGAGUCCAAGUUCAGGGACGCCCAGUCCCACAUUGUGGACAACAUCUCUUGCUAACACAAACACCCCAGGUUUUUCUGCUAUUCCACACCUAAUGAUACCAUCUACUGCCCAAGCAACCUUAACUAGUAUUCUGCUGUCUGGAGUGCCUAAUUAUGGUCAGAACACUCCAUCUCCACCACCAGGCUUGACUCCUGUUGAAGUCCAUGUCAAUGGCAUGCAAUCAGAAAGUAAAAAAGGUUCACCUUCUUUAAAUGGUCACGUAAAGGCCUCAAAUAUCAAGUAUGCUGCACUGUCUGCCACAUCUCUGGGAGAAAACGUGUUGAGCACAAACCACAGUGAUGGAGUAAGGCAGAAAGGUGCUCAUGGAGCCUCAGAACAAGUAGUUGCCAAGGCAAAUAGUGAAGAAGGUUGCAAUGAUGCUUUUGUAGAAGUGGGCAUGCCUCGCAGUCCGUCCCACUCAGCAAACACCAGUGACCUGAAGCAGAUGAUAAGCUCUUCCAAGCAGGCCUGUUCCAAGAGACAAACAGUGGAAUUACUGCAUGGCACUAAAAACUCCCACUUACACACUGCGGACAGGCUGCUCUCAGAGGCCGAGCUGGCUGCCCCAGAGAGCCCCGUGGCCGAUAAGAAGGCCCCAGGCAGUGAGCGGGCGGCCGAGCGAGCGGCAGCUGCCCAGCAGAACUCGGAGAGAGCACGUCUGGCUCCGCAGCCCUCCUUUGUGAACAUGCAGGCAUUUGACUACGAACAGAAGAAACUACUAGCGACCAAAGCUAUGUUAAAGAAGCCAGUUGUAACAGAAGUGAGAACUCCAACAAACACAUGGAGUGGUUUGGGGUUCUCUAAAUCAAUGCCUGCAGAGACUAUCAAGGAACUAAGAAGAGCGAAUCAUGUAUCGUACAAGCCUUCCAUGACAACUACAUAUGAGGGCUCAUCCAUAUCUCUUUCCCGGUCCAGCAGCCGGGAGCACCUGGGAAAUGGCAGUGAAUCUGAUAACUGGAGAGACCGAAAUGGGCUUGGACCCACUGCCCAUGAUUUUGUCUCCUCAAUUGGCAGCCCCAAACGGAAACAAAACAAAUCAGCUGAACACUAUCUCAGUAGCAGUAACUACAUGGACUGCAUUUCCUCGCUGACAGGAAGCAAUGGCUGUAACCUCAACAGCUUGUUUAAGGGAUCUGACCUGCCUGAGCUCUUCAGCAAGCUAGGUUUGGGCAAAUAUACAGAUGUAUUCCAGCAGCAAGAGAUUGAUCUGCAGACAUUCCUCACUCUUACGGAUCAAGAUUUGAAAGAGUUGGGAAUUACCACUUUUGGUGCCAGAAGAAAAAUGCUGCUUGCAAUCUCAGAACUGAACAAAAACCGAAGAAAGCUCUUUGACCCGUCAAACAUCCGUGCCUCGUUCCUGGAAGGUGGAGCCAGUGGGAGACUGCCACGCCAGUAUCACUCGGACAUUGCCAGUGUCAGCGGGCGCUGGUAGCAGGAGGUUGGGCUCAGAAAUCAGCUGGAAAGAUGGACAUGGCAAUCCUGUGGACAGCCUUCACUGCACACCACCCUCUGCACUUUGGGAGUUUAGGUGUCAAGGACCAAAGCGUUUUGUAUGCACAAUACUGUGCCAAAAAAUCAGAGAGAACACAUUUUGUCAGUUGUCUUUUGAAACACCAAAUGUGGGUUAUGUUUUACUCAUAUAGAUUGGACAGAAUUUGCAAUAAUAAUAAUAUAGGGUUCUUUGUUUAGUAUUUUAUUACCUAUAACUAUAAUGUAUGCACUGAAUUUUGUACUUUGUUGAAUGAAGGAGGAAUGAGGAGCUGGGAUGCCAGAGAGCAUAGAUUUGGCUUUAUCAAGAUGGAUUCUUCUGGUACUGCUUAAAAUAAUUAUUGAGGUCUUUCUGCACUUUACAUGUUCUGAUUUCUUGUCCUGUGGAAAUCUAUUUCUCUUUCAUUUCCAUAUCAAUUUUUAUAUUGGCACUAAUCAAAAUUUUUCAGGUGUUCCUACAUUGUCACAUCUCACUAUAAUGGUACUAGAAACUGGUUCUUAAGUAGAUUUUUCUUUUUCCUCUCUGUCUCCCAGGUAGUUAUCUGAAGAGAUUGUUCCAAAAUCAAGUCACCUGGUAGUGGACCUGUCCUAUUAUACUCUUAUGAAGCAGUCUAAUGCUGCCUGCAAUAAUACUCACUGUAACAAAUGCAAUGAAAGACCAAAAUGGACCUUGCAAUAUUAACCCUUUGCAGUCCACAUAUUUAACUGCUGCCUUUAUGCUGAAACUGUUUUUAAUGGUUGUCUCAAAGCAAAGGGCUAUUUUUAGUACCCUGCCACUAAAGGACACUUAUUUAUAUCAGACUUUUAUUUUUAGAUUCUAUACACCUACAAUAUGUAACGAAUUAAACUGAUCUACUGCAGAUUUAUGGUAGAGACCAAAAGGCAUUCAUCAAACUAGAGCUCUAGGCUGUCAGUUUGAUUAAACAGACAACUAAUCUAAUUUGACAAGACAGCACUGUUGCCAUUUAAUAAAUGACACAUAUUACUUACAUGACUAUGCAUGCAGCAGUGAAAUGACCUACAUAAAAUAGGUGUAAUAGCAUCUGUUUUGUUCAAUCUAGAUUUGUAAUUGUGAGCUGCAGAAGUGUUUGAAACUCUGGAGUUGAACUGUUUCUGAAACAAGUUAUGUUCAACAGAACGAGUCCAUAUUAUAAGUGGCUAGAGCUAAAUUUUGCAUUAUUACACUGUGAAAGUCCGAAAGAUUUGGCAAUGUUAUUCCUCUGUCUUUACAGAUGUUGUGUUAUGAGUUUAUGAAGGGUUUCAAUGAAUGAAGGAAUCCAUAAAGUGCCUCUUUUUGCAAUGCAA
This is a messenger RNA of Cyanistes caeruleus (blue tit), 4049 nucleotides long. NCBI's taxonomy places the organism in Eukaryota, Metazoa, Chordata, Aves, Passeriformes, Paridae. The record is from RefSeq and is a predicted model, not a curated record.